Molecule: messenger RNA, 3970 nt
Organism: Trichoplusia ni (cabbage looper)
Lineage: Eukaryota; Metazoa; Arthropoda; Insecta; Lepidoptera; Noctuidae
Product: transcription factor 25-like
Exons: 12
Coding region: 356-2134 (592 amino acids)
Cellular component (GO): RQC complex
Source: RefSeq, a predicted model, not a curated record
AAUACCAAAUUGUAGAUUUGUUGCUUCACAUAAUUUGAUUUCCGCCGAAAAUUGACUGUUUUAUUAAAACUAGUAAGAUUCUUAAUCAGUAUUGUCGUGUGGCCAUUACACACACUGGUAGGAAUUGCUAAAACCAUUAGCAGAUUGCCAUUAAUAAAAAAAAUGGCGUAUCGGAAUCGUGUCGAUUUCUAGACGAGAAUAUUAUAAAUCUUAACACACUUUGUUUAUAGUUAACUCGGUCUAUCAUUCCUAAUCUUUUUAAUUCUCUGGUUGUCUUUAAGUGCGCAAAUAUAGGUUUACCGAUUAACUGAGCCCUGACCCAUCUUCAUCAAGAAAGGAUCAGAAGACUGUAAAAAUGUCUACACGACAUUUGAGGAGGGUGAUGGAGGAGGCAGCCCCGCCGCCUCCUGAAGAGGAAUCGGAUGAAGACUAUGAACCACUGUAUGCACAAAAGAGUGUAAAAUCUAAAUUUUCUCAAUUGCAGCUGUCGGAUUCAGAUUCGGAGGCAGGUCAAGCUUCAGAGAAUAGUGAGGAGGAGGAGGAAGAAGAGAACGCCUGCGCUGCACCAGCCCAAAGCAGUCGCUCUAAGAAGAAGAAUAACAGAAAGAAGAAUAAACAAAGGCUACGUGAGCAGCAAGCAAGACUGGAGGAGAUUGACCGGACCGUCGAGGAAGUGAAUGCAAAGCUGGGAGCUCCGCCGCCGGCUCCAACCCCUGUUGAAGUUAAGGAGAGCUGGGGUUCUACUGUCUUCAAAAUUAAUGGCAAACACUUAAAUGUAGCCACCGAAAUUAGGAGGCUUUUUGGACCUGAGGAAUCCGAACAACCUCGCGCCCGACCGCCCCGAGUCCAACCAAAUCGUACCCUUAUGCUGAAGAGGGUAUUUGUACACCCAAAUAAAGACACAGCUGUCUAUGACUUUAAAAAGUCUGGUUUAAGUAUGAGUAAAUACAAAGAAGAAAACGGGCUUAUGUACUUUGUGUACAAUCAUGACGAGAACUACCAGAAGAUGCACCGUCUAUUCUUAAAGAGGUACCACACUUCCAAUGGGGCAACCUUGCUGAUGCAUUUAAAUGACGCACGUCGCAACAUGCACGUUGAGGCUCUGAUUGAGAUGUCUGACAUCCUGUUCCGAAUGGAGGAAAACAGCGCAGCUAAUGAAAUAAUCGAAAACGUAGUCACCUACCUGCAAUACGUAGCUCAUCCUGAGUUCCUUCUGACCAACCCCAACGUUCGUCUGGAGUACAAGUAUAUGGAGAACAGACCUUUCUUCGUGGCGAUGCUCAAAUAUGCGUACUUACUUUCCAACAAGGCGUGUCACCGAACUGCCUUGGAGAUAGUUAAAAUGCUGCUGGUCUUAGACCCCUCUGACCCUCUGGCCUUGUUGGCUGUGAUCGACACUUUAGGGCUCAGGUCCCGUGAACACGAGUGGAUGAUAUACGCAACUGAGUACUUCAUAAUCGAGCGAGAGGGUGAUCUAAUGUACAACAUAAAGUACUCACUCUCUUUGGCCAAUUUCCAUGUUGCCACCAAAACCAAAGGUGACUUAAGUGUGGCAGAUGCAAUGCUACAGGAAGCUAUGUUGCAAGACCCUGUAGUUUGGCUGAGAAUAAUGGAAUGUGCAAGCGUUUCCAACGCUAGGCUGUCUAAUCAUGAGCUAUUCGGGUCUCAUGCUCUUGAUUCCGGGGCCCCCGGCUUUGAUGACCUGUUCACCAUAUAUGCCAAGAUGACCUGGCCCCGUUGGCGCGAGCCAGCUGUCUUGGCCUGGGCGUUACGAUGCGCUAAUGAUCUCUGCGAUAAGUACGAACGUGAUUCGGAAGUGCGGGCGGCUGCUAAGCGGGCCAGCAACCGCUAUGGAACCCGCUACUCGGUAUUCCAAACGCUGCCGAGGGAGUAUCAGCGCCAUCUGUCGCUUCUCAGCAACAUGUCUAAACUAAUCCUGGAAACUACUUACGACACCGUUCACCUGCGCCCAACCUGCAGCUGGGACCCGAUGUACGAGAAGGGCAUCAACCGUUACAAGUACCAAUACUUCGUCGUCCAUGCUCAUCGCAUUAAUGGCUUAGGAGAAACCAUCGUCAGGUUCUUUGAGUCCAUGAGCCCGACGUUUGAUACCCCACCCCACUUCGAUGAAUGAGUAUGUUUAAAACAUCUUUUGAGUACAAUAAUAAGCCUUAUUUCUUUUAGAAAUUAGCUUGUAUUUAAGUAUAUUUGCUGUAAAUAUUGUUUCAUAUGCUUAGGUAUGAUUUUUUGAAAAUUAUACGAGUAAAAGUUGUUUGUAAUUAUUUUGAGUUUAUUUAUAUAACUACAUAUUAUUGUUAAGUAUACUGUCAAGGCAAUGUAUUUUUUGCACUAUUAGUAGUACGUUAUAAUUUAAGUUAGUUACUUAGACGCUAAUAAUUAUAUUUCUGACUGGCUACACAAUUUUUUUUUUGGACUCUACAAAUAUCUGAAUGGUUCUAAUAUCACAGGCCUAUUAAAGUUGGAUGGGGCAAGAUAAAAUUCGGGGGAAGUGUCCUAAAAUAAACUGUAAACACUAACCCCGUGUCAAUUUUGUUUAUUAAAGCAAAUAAUAUUCACGUAAAACGCCAGAAACAAUAUGAUUGUUCCGACAUUUUUCCGAGAACUCCAGUUCAAGCCAAUUCAAAAUUGUGCUUUCUGUGAUUCACUGUAAACUCUUUUAAGAAGAUUUUGCAAUAUUAGAGUUUGGCAAAUUUCAUUGAAUAAUCUGUAAAUGUAUCAUACUUUGCAUAACACCUACAACUCCAAACCAUCAAACAGGCCAAGAGAGAAGCUCAUAUCCCCGGCUAAAAAACCCUUUGUUUAUCUUUCCCCAUGUUGGAGGCCACAAUUUUUUUAUUUGUUCAUGAUUAUUGCUUUGUAAAGCUGUUUCUUUUUAUAUUUUUUUGUUUGCAUUAAAAUGCCUGUUACCUUUCUUAAAAUCCUAUUUAACAAUCUAAAAUGUUUGGUCCGGCAUAUGCCUACCUACCUGCCUGUCUCUAAAACUAAUUAUAUUUGUCUAAAAAGAGUUUAAAAAAAAAAACAUUAAUAUGCCUCGUAAGUUUACAUUAUAAGUGAUUGUUAUAAGUUCAAUUUAAUUUAAUAAUUGUUACCAUUAUAAUUUAUAUUAAUAUUGUUUAACUUGUCCCAAACUCAGGAUUUUUUAUAGUUUUUUUCUUAACUAUUUUAAUGGGAUUAGGUUUAUUUUAUGACAUGGUAAUGGUAUGUGAUAUUGUAUGACAUACAUUGAAAUGUACAAAUUGGCUUAAAUGAAUUAAUUUUAAAAAUUAUUAUUAUGUCGGUUAUUGCACUUACUGCCAAGCAAGAGAAACUAUCACUAGAUAAAUGUUUGCCUAAUUUAAAUAAUUAAGAAGAAUUUUAAAAGUUUAUAUCUCAAUGUGUAACCAAUUUUGUGUAGUUUUCACAUAGCUAUCAGUAGCAAGAAUCUUCCAGUAUAACUGAUUUUAUGCUUUUUAAAACUGUGAAACAAUGAAAUCAGAUUUAUCAAAUCUGAUCUUCCACCUCUCCGUUCCCAAUCGUUUGACUUUAAGUCGAUCCAGAUAAGAUUAGUGUUAUUUGGUAUGGUUUGUUUAUUAAUUCUUCCUUGUUGUUUGUCCACAGUUAAACCUUCUGUGGUGAUUCUCUAGAGGAAGACACCACAGUUCAUACUUACCCAUUGUCUUUUAUGUGUAAGCUCUCGAUAAAUUGACGUGUCAUAUGUCAGUAACUUACAGUAAUCAUACUCGUAUAAUCUAAUCAUCAUAUAUAAUCACUAAUCAGUAAUAAAUGUAAACAUUAUUCAAUCAGUAGAAUCAAAUAUUCUCCUUUUUAAAUCUGGAUGUUGGUACAUUGUAUGAGUACCAUUAGCAUAUUAAUCAAACUCAAUAAAAAUAAUCUGGUGUUAGAUGUCUAUAUAAUUGUAGAAAAUCUAAAGACUUGUCAAAAGGUGUGAAAAUAAAUAAAUGAAAAUGUA